Electrophorus electricus (electric eel) is the source of this 1630-nucleotide messenger RNA. It is a transcript of the gene akirin2, whose product is annotated as akirin 2. Lineage: Eukaryota; Metazoa; Chordata; Actinopteri; Gymnotiformes; Gymnotidae. Gene Ontology annotation, molecular function: transcription coregulator activity. Gene Ontology annotation, cellular component: nucleus; chromatin. Gene Ontology annotation, biological process: positive regulation of innate immune response; positive regulation of transcription by RNA polymerase II. The record is from RefSeq and is a predicted model, not a curated record.
ACUGUCGUGUUUGCUGGCCGGUUGGCGAUCACUCACGGAAAAACAACAGACAUUCACCGCGUCAGAAUCGGUAGUCAGAAGUGAAUCCGAUUUAAUCCUCAAUUUUCCAAAGUGUAAAAGCACACCAGUCAAGGUGCUGUGUAAUUUUAGCGGUCCGGUUUGUCACAGGCUGCGUUUCGGGAGAAAAGGUGACCUGGAAGCUGAAAAAAAAGAACUUGAUUGUUCCCGUUUCGACGGUCUCCAGAGCGCAGUAGGCAGGGGCUUCAGCCAGCAUCUCUGCCCGCUUCCUUUGUGCCGUUAAAGGAUUAUAACGCCUAUCUUCGCUCCGUAUAAAUCACCAUGGCAUGCGGGGCCACUCUUAAACGGACUAUGGACUUCGAUCCGCUGAGUGCGGCGUCCCCGAAGCGGCGGCGGUGCAGCCCGGUGUCUGCGGCGGCGUCCGCCGCUUCGCCUCGGAAGUACCUGCGCAUGGAGCCGUCGCCGUUUGGAGCCGCGACCGCCAGACUCACCACAGAGCAAAUCCUGAACAACAUCAAGCAGGAAUAUAAACGUAUGCAGAAGAGGCGGCACUUGGAGAGCAGCUCCCAACCAGCAGAGAGUUGCUGUUACCUCCCUGCCCAUCCAGGCACCGCCCCCGCCCACCCUGGCACCGCCCCCGCCCACCCUGGCACCGCCCCGCCUGCACACGCUGCACUCACAGGUGCAUGUGCUGGUGCGUCGUCACCCUCCAGACGAGAACAGCCCCUGUUCACCCUCAGACAGGUGGGCAUGAUCUGUGAACGUCUCCUGAAGGAGCGUGAGGAGAAGGUUCGCGAGGAGUAUGAGGACAUCCUUACCACGAAACUGGCAGAGCAGUAUGACGCGUUUGUGAAGUUCACCCAUGACCAGUUAAUGCGAAGGUUCGGGGAGCAGCCUGCUAGCUAUGUGUCGUGAGAGGUUGGGCGUGCUCCAUAAGUACGAGUGUUCUGGAACUCCACUGUCACCUCGCUGGUUUCCGCUCUGCUUCACUGGCCUCUCUGCCUGUGGUAACCGUGGUAACCCGGGUGUUGCAGUGAGGGUCUCCCUGGGCUACCAGCAGUGCCACCGUCCUGGCCAGGAACAGAGAGUGUGCGUGUGCAAGCCUUCUGUCUGUGAUUUUUUACGCCACCCUCUGAGCAGACGUCUGCUGUCUGAAGCACUUCCUGCCGACGGCGUCAGUACACGCAUAUUUUGAGAACUCUUCAGAUAUGCUACUGCUGGCGUUACAUUUAUUGGGCGUUCUUCCUCCUUGCCUUCAUCCCUGAUAGUUUAAUCUGAUGUCUGUUUUUUUUAAACCCACCCCUCUUUUACCGUAAGACAUUUGCUCACAUUGACCAGUUAUACCAUGGUUGCAGUGUGUGUGGUGCCUGGGUGCUCACAGGGACAUGGACCUGCAGAACCUCUCUUUGUAUAGUUGCACCUGGCUCACCUCAGUAUUUGCUCCUGUACAAAGCACUCAUAUAUUUGGAUUGAAAUGCCUUAUCUUGUUCCCUUUAUUUUUAUUGUUUUAUUUUUUUAAUUUUCCCCCUGAGCCUUCUGGUUUUAUUGCUUGUGUACUUGGAAUUUUAUGUUGAGAAAAUAUACAAAUAAAUAGUUUACAUGUUCAACAUUU